Molecule: messenger RNA, 1097 nt
Organism: Acomys russatus (golden spiny mouse)
Lineage: Eukaryota; Metazoa; Chordata; Mammalia; Rodentia; Muridae
Gene: Krt222
Product: keratin 222
Exons: 6
Coding region: 64-951 (295 amino acids)
Source: RefSeq, a predicted model, not a curated record
UGCCGCAGCGACUCAUCCCUUCGCUAAGGUCCAGUUAGCCCCGAGGUGGAGGAUGGGAAAAGAAUGGAGCUGUCCCAGCUCCUCAAUGAGAUCAGGGCAAACUAUGAACAGCUUCUCACCAGAAAUCAGAUAGAGACGGUGCUGUCAACACGGAUCCAGCUAGAGGAAGAUAUAACGAAAAGAAUGGACAAGGAUGAAGAAGCUCUGAAGGCAGCUCAGGCUGAGCUCAAAGAGGCCCGCCGCCAGUGCCACCACCUACAAGUGGAAAUUGAGUCUCUCCACGCUGUGGAAAGGGGCCUUGAAAACUCCCUGCAGGCCAGUGAGCAGCAUUACCAGACGCAGCUGCAGGAUCUGGAGUCCGAGGCUGACAGACUAGAGAAAGAGCUGCAGGAAGUGAGGCGUGGCAUCGAGAGGCAGCUUCAGGAGCACGAGGCGCUUCUCAACACGAAGAUGAGGCUGGAGCAGGAAAUAGCCACGUACCGCCGCCUGCUAGAACAGGAAGAGAUCAGAUAUUAUGGUUGUAUCCAAGGAGAGAAAAAAGAAGAGAAACCUACCAGGAGCAAAGUUGGCUUCCUUCUCCCCUCAGCCAUCAUAAAUGAAAUAUCUUUUUCAACAAAAGUCUCACAAAAGUACGAAGAUGAGAAUGUGGGGACAGAGACCAAGCAGGCAGUAGUAAACGGUAAUACAGUGAAGGAGAGUGCGGAGGCUCACGGCACCGUGCAGACAGAGAAAGUGGAUGAAGUUAUAAAAGAAUGGGAAGGCUCUUUCUUUAAAGAUAACCCUCGCCUGAGGAAAAAGUCUGUCUCUCUCCGGUUUGAUCUGCACUUAGCAGCCACUGAGGAGGGGUGUUUACAGAGUAGACGGGAUAACCUCCCAGACAUUGAAGUCAGGCUUAUCAUGCGAAGGUCAUGUAGUAUUCCCUCCAUCAAACCCCCACCAGGAACCAACUAACCCAGAGAUCGAUCGUAUUUAUCAGGGACACCAGGAUGGACCUAAGUGGGCCGUGCAGAUGCUCGGUCCCAAAUGUAAGCUCUUCUAUAUGUAUGGGUAAUGUUAAGAUGCUGUGGGCUGCAGCUUUCUUCAGAGAACACAUACAG